Messenger RNA from Megachile rotundata (alfalfa leafcutting bee), 2432 nucleotides. It is a transcript of the gene iPLA2-VIA, whose product is annotated as calcium-independent phospholipase A2 VIA. Gene Ontology annotation, molecular function: protein binding; long-chain fatty acyl-CoA hydrolase activity. The record is from RefSeq and is a predicted model, not a curated record. NCBI's taxonomy places the organism in Eukaryota, Metazoa, Arthropoda, Insecta, Hymenoptera, Megachilidae. Gene Ontology annotation, cellular component: mitochondrion. Gene Ontology annotation, biological process: positive regulation of ceramide biosynthetic process; lipid metabolic process.
CUAUAACCUAAAUUUUAAAAAAUGACGUGGCUUGGAACAAUCGCUAGUAACGUUCUUCGAAAUUACGUCUUUUCGGAUGUACCACCAAACAUUGUUCAAGAAGUUAAACCUGAAAAUUACAGUAAUCGACAUAUUUUGUGUCGAGAAGAUGGCAUUGUACUUUACGCUCCAGGAGAUCGAAAUAAUGAGAAAUUUGAGAUCGUUCUUCACAGACCUUGUACAGAAACGUUACAUCAAGCGUAUAGUUUAUAUCGGUCUGAGGACAAAGCACAGGUGGAAGGACACUUCAUUGUAUAUAAAGACAAGGUUCCAGUACUAGUUCAGAUUUGUCGUGAGAUGUGUAAUGUGAAUAAGAUACAAAAAUUAUGCGAUACUUUGGUUGAACAUCCUACUUGGACAUUGGCACACUUGGCAGCUCACUUUGCCCUUUAUGGUGCAUUUGCCCACACUGCUGUGAACAGCCAAUUGAACAGUGGGGAUAUAGAUACAGGACAGUCUCCCUUACAAGUAGCUGUGCAAACUAAUAAUUUGCGUACCGUACAAAUGCUGAUAGAAGCUAAAAGUUCCCUAGAACACUUGGAUAACAAUGCAAACACCGUCUACCAUUUUGCAGCAACGUCUACCAAAGAAAUAAUUCUAGCACUCGGAGGAGAUCUUCCAAAUAGUCUAAACAGCCGAAACAGCAAUGGUCAUACACCAUUGCAUGUUGCAUGUCUAAAUAAUAAGCCCGAGUGCGUUAAAGCUCUUCUAUUGAUCGGAGCGGACGUGAAUAUUUCUGCGUCAGAAGGUCAACCUUCUAGUCCCAGUUACGUGGGUGACUUUCUCCACAGUAAACCGAAUGUGCUGCACGCCGAAGAUAUGAAGUUUGGUGGCACACCGUUACAUUGGUCACUAAGCAGGGAGGUGAUCAAUGCUCUGAUCGAGAGCAAUUGCGACAUAGAUUCCUUGAACUUCGACGGCCGAACAGCAUUACACAUUAUGGCGAUGAGAAAGCGUUUAUCGUGUGUGGUGGCCCUUUUGAGUCAUAUGGCUUCCGUGAACAUUGUCGACAAGGAUGGCAACACACCUCUGCAUUUAGCAGUUUCGGAAGGCACGCUGGCCAUCGUUCAAAGCUUGAUAUGUUUCGGAGCAGACAUCGACGCAAGGAAUUGGAAGUCUGAAACCCCACGGCAUCGAGUGAACAUCGACUCCAACGAAGGCCAAAAGAUCCUAUACACUUUGAACGCUGUCGGUGCUCAACGUUGUCCACCGGAAAUGACCGACUGCAGUUUGGGAUGCAAGCAUGGCGAAACCUUCGACGGUAUCGCUCCGCAACAAGCACCGAAGGUUGUUCCACGAACAGUCUUAGAUCAAAUGCUCCACGUUUCCGGAAUGGACAAAAUGGCAACGCAAGGAAACAAAAAGAUCAAAGGUGGUCGAUUGCUCUGUUUAGAUGGAGGAGGUAUCCGCGGCUUAGUUCUCGUACAAACUUUGCUGGAAAUCGAAUCAAUACUCGGGAAACCUAUCAUCGAAUGCUUCGACUGGAUUGCAGGCACUUCGACCGGUGGAAUCCUAGCUCUCGGUUUAGCAUUAGGCAAGUCUCUGCGCGAAUGUCAAGCUCUCUACUUUCGAAUCAAGGAGGAAGCUUUCGUUGGAAAUCGACCGUAUAACAGCGAUGGUUUGGAGAAGGUGUUGAAGGACAGUUUAGGAGCUGACACGGUCAUGUCUGAUAUUAAGAAACCAAAGAUAAUGAUUACCGGAGUGCUGGCUGAUAAAAAGCCAGUUGAUCUUUACUUGUUCCGCAACUACGACGCUCCGAGUACACUCUUGCAAAUUCCAGCGAGCUCGACCUCCGUCACACCCUUGCCGCCUAACGAACAAUUAGUUUGGCACGCUGCACGGGCUACUGGUGCAGCUCCCACGUACUUCCGAUCCUUUGGAAAAUUCCUCGACGGUGGAUUGAUAGCCAAUAAUCCAACGUUGGAUGCCAUUACCGAAAUUCACGAAUACAAUCUCGCGUUGAAGGCGUCUGGUCGCGAAUCGGAAGCGGUUCCUCUGUCUCUGGUAGUUUCUCUAGGCACUGGUAUGCCUCCGACUAGUCAGUUGAAAGACAUAGAUAUUUUCCUACCAGAGAGUUUAUGGGGCACCGCGAAAUUUGCCAUGGGAAUAUCGGUUCUCGCGGAACUGCUGGUGGAUCAGGCAACUGGAAGCGAUGGAAGGAUCGUCGAUCGCGCUCGAAAUUGGUGUUCCAUGAUCGGAGUGCCAUACUAUAGAUUCAAUCCACAUCUGUCGGAUGAUAUCGCCAUGGAUGAGAAAAGCGACGAAGUAUUGGCCGACAUGGUGUGGUCCGCGAAAGCGUUCAUGCAUGCGAAUAGAGAUCAAAUACAAGAAUUAGCUGCUGUAAUGAAUCGCGAUGUUUAAACAGAAUGAAAUGUUCCCUAAUGCUGAAUGUC